This is a messenger RNA of Peniophora sp. CBMAI 1063, 1311 nucleotides long. The record is from the annotation of a GenBank genome assembly. Lineage: Eukaryota; Fungi; Basidiomycota; Agaricomycetes; Russulales; Peniophoraceae.
AUGGCAGACGCUGCUUCUGCCAGCACGAGAAGUUUCCAUGAGCACGAGAAGACUCCUCUGCAAUCUGGGCCAGAUGCGUCACCCGUCUCGGCUUCGGGGACGCCCCAUGUACUAGACGGUGGUGCAAGGGCCUGGUCGACGAUGCUUGGCGGCUUUCUCGUGUACAUGGCAACGUUCGGUUAUGCCAAUGCCUUUGGCGUCUUCCAAGACUACUAUACCCGAGCUGGGACCUCUUCCGCGUCCAACAUCUCCUGGAUUGGAGGCGUGCAGCUAUUCCUUCUCAUAUCCGUCGGACUCAUCUCUGGCAAGCUGCUUGACCAGGGCUACUUCCGAGUAACCACGUGGGUCGGGACCGUACUCUACGUAUUCUCGCUCUUCAUGGUGUCCAUUGCGCAUCCCAACAAGUACUAUCAGCUUUUCCUGUCGCAGGGCGUAGGGAUGGGUCUUGGUGCGGGGCUGAUCUACGUGCCUGCGGUUGCGGUACAAGCCCAUCACUUUCGUGUCUACAGGCCGGUCGCUGUCGGUGUUGUCAACACAGGCUCGUCGAUAGGUGGCAUCAUCUUUCCUAUCAUGCUCAACCGUCUCAUCAACGGGAGACUCGGCUUCGCUUGGGGUGUGCGCGCGACGGCAUUUGUUACUCUUGGCGUACUCAUAGCGGCGAACCUGCUCAUGAGCUCGCAUCCCGCCGUCACAUCGAGAGAACGUCCGCCAAAGAACGUCCGCGCUCUCUUCACCGAUAAGACAUACAUGCUGCUCAUCCUGGGAGGGCUCUUCAUGCUGUGGGGGUUAUUCUACCCUUACUUCUACCUACAACUUUUCGCGAUUAAGCAUGGCGUAGAACCUACCGUCGCCUUCUACUCGCUUGCUAUUUUGAACGCGGGAUCUAUACCCGGGCGGAUCGUCCCAAACUUGUUUGCGCGCCGGAUAGGUGUAUUCAACAGUGUCAUCGCAUGCUGCUUUGUAUGUGGAGGUCUACUGUUCGCCCUGUAUGGGGUCAGAAGUGUUGCCGGCACUGUUGUGUUCUCGAUCAUAUACGGGUUCUUCUCGGGAGCAUUCUUGUCUCUGGUCACACUGGCCAUCUCAACACUGGCUAAGGACGAGAGCGAAAUCGGCGUUCGCGUAGGCCUUGGGUUCGCACUCGCUGCCGUCGGUGCACUGACGGGCAACCCUAUCGUCGGCGCGUUGCUCGGCGACGACUUCAGCUGGGGAAAGACGAUCGUCUUCAGCGCCGUAUCUAUCCUCAGCGGCACCGCCGUCAUCUUCAUCGGCAGAUUAUUUUUAGCAAAAGAGAAGGGUUCACACUUCGUCUGA